Podospora anserina S mat+ is the source of this 6762-nucleotide messenger RNA. RefSeq lists its product as uncharacterized. Gene Ontology annotation, cellular component: nucleus; epsilon DNA polymerase complex. NCBI's taxonomy places the organism in Eukaryota, Fungi, Ascomycota, Sordariomycetes, Sordariales, Podosporaceae. The transcript is spliced from 3 exons. Gene Ontology annotation, molecular function: DNA-directed DNA polymerase activity; single-stranded DNA 3'-5' DNA exonuclease activity; DNA binding. Gene Ontology annotation, biological process: mitotic cell cycle; leading strand elongation; DNA replication. The record is from RefSeq and is a predicted model, not a curated record. The coding region runs from base 1 to 6762 and encodes 2253 amino acids.
AUGCCCAAUACCUCCCUCCGCCAGCCCCGGGGCGGCUACCGACGAGGCGGCAAACAAGCGUACCAUGGCCCCAAGACAAAAACCUUUGCGGCCUCGUCCAGCACCCGCGGCGAGGCCACCUCGAUGGAUGAGAAGUGGGAGAGAACCGCACUGGCACACCAGAUCGACGAGAAUAUGGGUUUUGCGCGCUAUGACGCCGGACGGAAGCGCGAGGGCUGGUUGGUCAACGUACAAGCUACCUCUAUCGACGACCCACGGAUUCCCGGAGGUGGCGGCAGGGCAGCGCUUGACUGUUACUUCAUCGAGGAGGACGGACAGACAUUCAAGGCGACGGUGGACUUUGAGCCAUACUUUUUGAUAGCUUGCCGAAAGGGUCAUGAAGGGGAGGUGGAGGAGUGGUGCAAGAGGGUACCUGGGGGUGGAGUGGUCAAGUCGAUCAAGAAAAUUGAGAAGGAGGAUUUGAGCAUGCCGAAUCACUUGCUGGGAUACAGGAGGACGUUUCUCGAGAUCAAGUUUCACAAUGUGCAAGACUUGAUGGCGGCAAGGAGGGAUAUUAUGCCGAUAGCGGAAAAGAAUAAGAAGGGGAUGGAUGCUAUGGACACAUAUGCUGAGGUUGCUACAACAAACGGCAACUUUGAUCUUUUUGACGACGACUUACGAAGAGACGACCAACGACACAAGACAUCAUUUUCUGAGGCGAGCGAUUUUAUUGUUGAUAUCAGGGAAUAUGACGUCCCAUACCACGUUAGAGUAAUGAUAGACUUGGACAUUCGGGUGGGUAAUUGGUAUUUUGUAGAGGCCAAAAACGGUGUGACGACUGUUAUUCGAAAUGAGGACCGCCUCGCCCCAGCAGAUCCGGUCGUCAUGGCCUACGAUAUCGAGACGUGCAAGGCGCCAUUAAAGUUUCCCGAUGCCGCGGUGGAUCAGAUCAUGAUGAUAUCCUACAUGAUCGACGGGCAAGGUUUCUUGAUCACGAAUCGAGAGGUUGUCUCCGAAGACAUUGCGGAUUUCGAUUACACACCGAGACCAGAAUACCCGGGGCCGUUUAUGAUCUUCAACGAGCCGGACGAGAAGUCAGUACUAGAACGGUUCUUUCUCCACAUCAAGGAAGCUCGACCAACCGUUAUCGCCACUUACAACGGUGAUUUCUUCGAUUGGCCCUUCGUGGAAGCCCGUGCUAGCAUCAACGGGAUUGACCUGUACCAUGAAAUUGGUUGGAAAAGGGACAGCGAUGAUCAGUUCAAGUGCAAUUACAGCGUGCACAUGGACUGCUUUCACUGGGUCAACCGUGACAGUUACCUGCCACAAGGUAGCAGAGGCUUGAAGGCAGUCACGGUGGCCAAGCUUGGAUACGACCCAGACGAACUCGAUCCCGAACUCAUGACACCCUACGCCCAAGAAAGACCACAAACCCUAGCCGAGUACUCAGUCUCCGAUGCCGUCGCCACCUACUAUCUGUACAUGAAAUACGUCCACCCCUUCAUUUUCUCUCUCUGUACCAUUCUACCGCUUGGCCCAGACGACACGCUCAGAAAGGGUACAGGAACCCUGUGCGAGAUGUUGUUGAUGGUGCAGGCCUACCAAAAGGGUAUCGUGCUUCCAAACAAGCACGUCCAGGCCAAGGAGUCAUUUUGGGAAGGACACUUGCUGGAAUCAGAGACGUAUGUUGGUGGACACGUCGAAAGUAUCGAGGCUGGCGUGUUCAGGGCAGACAUCCCCGUCACCUUUUCCGUUGACACAGGGGCAGUGGAUGAGUUGUUGAGGGAUCUGGAUGCUGCCUUGAAGUUUAGUAUCACGGUCGAAGAAAAGAAGUCAAUGGACGAUAUCACCAACUACGACGAGGUGAAGGAGCAAAUCGUUGCCAAGCUCAUGAACCUCAAGGAGACGCCAAACCGCCUCGAGAACCCCCUGAUCUACCAUCUCGACGUCGCCUCCAUGUAUCCCAACAUCAUGACGACCAAUCGGCUGCAGCCGGAUUCCAUGAUCUCAGAGUCAGACUGCGCAGCCUGUGACUUCAACCGGCCUGGCAAAACAUGCGACAGAAGGUUACCAUGGGCGUGGAGAGGAGAGUAUCUACCAGCGAAGCGCGACGAGUACAACAUGAUUCGGCAUGCGUUGGAGAGCGAACGUUUUCCAGGGAAAAGGCCUAACAUGCCGACAAGAUCGUUUGGGGAACUACCCGCUGAUGAACAGGCAAGUCUGAUCAGAAAAAGACUGCAGCUCUACUCGCAAAAGGUCUACCACAAGAUUCACGACUCCACCACGAUUGUCCGAGAAGCCAUCAUCUGCCAACGAGAGAACCCCUUCUACAUCGACACGGUGCGCGAUUUCCGUGAUCGUCGUUACGACUACAAAGGAAAGGCCAAGGUGUGGAAAGGCAAGACAGAUGCCCUCAGGAGCUCAGGGGCAUCAGCGUCCGAGGUUGACCACGCCAAGAAGAUGAUCGUUCUGUUUGACUCGUUGCAGUUGGCGCACAAGGUCAUUCUCAACUCCUUUUACGGAUACGUCAUGAGAAAGGGUUCCCGUUGGUACUCAAUGGAAAUGGCCGGCGUUACCUGUCUGACGGGCGCUACCAUUAUUCAGCUUGCCAGAUCUCUGGUCGAGCGCCUCGGUCGCCCACUGGAGCUUGACACGGAUGGUAUCUGGUGUAUGUUGCCGGCUACGUUCCCAGAGAACUUCACCUUCAAGCUCAAGAACGGCAAGAAAAUGACCAUUUCGUAUCCCUGUGUCAUGUUGAACCACCUGGUCCACGACAAGUUCACCAACCACCAGUAUCAGACUCUUGUUGACCCGAAGACGUUCAAGUACGAGACCCACAGCGACAACUCCAUCUUCUUCGAAGUCGAUGGUCCGUACAAGGCCAUGGUUCUUCCAACAUCGAAGGAAGAGGACAAGAACUUGAAGAAGCGUUAUGCCGUGUUCAACGACGAUGGCAGUCUUGCUGAGCUGAAGGGUUUCGAGGUCAAGCGAAGAGGUGAGCUGAAGCUCAUCAAAAUCUUCCAGCAGCAAAUCUUCAAGUUCUUCCUGGACGGCACCACUCUGGCCGAGUGCUACACCGCUGUGGCCAAGGUUGCCAACAGAUGGCUCGACGUCCUCGACAGUAAAGGAACAACACUUGCCGACGAGGAGCUGAUGGAGCUCAUUUCCGAGAACCGCAGCAUGACCAAGACUCUGGAGGAAUACGGCUCACAAAAGUCCACAUCCAUCACGACGGCCAAACGCUUGGCUGACUUCUUGGGUGAGGCGAUGGUCAAAGACAAGGGCUUGAACUGCAAGUUCAUCAUCUGUGCCAGGCCCAAGGGGGCGCCUGUCACUGAACGUGCCGUGCCAGUUGCCAUCUUCUCUGCCGAGGAAGAGACCAAGCGGAUGUAUCUGAAGAAGUGGCUCAAGGAAGAGCCAGCCGAUACGGAUCCUCGUGCCUUGCUUGACUGGGAGUACUACCGUGAGCGUCUUGGCUCUGUCAUUCAGAAGCUCAUCACCAUUCCGGCAGCACUGCAAAAGGUCCGCAACCCAGUACCGCGCAUUCCCCAUCCGGACUGGCUGCAGCGCCGCAUCAACAUCAAGGACGACAAGAUGAAGCAGAAGAAGCUUACCGAUCUCUUUGGACCCACCACCAAGCGCCCUUUGAACGAUAUUACCAACCAGCUGGGAGAUCUGGAGGAUAUUGGUGAUCUACUCAAACCCAAGACAGUUACCUCAGCUAUUGCUGCCUCCCAGAAAGUGCUGGCAUCUCACAAGCGCAAGUCCCCUGAGCCAGAAGAGGAUCCCUUUGCAGCCCUUCCCAAGAAGAUGCCCGAUCCAAGCGAGGACUACCCCGCGUUCUUGGAAUACCAGAAACAGAAGUGGAAGCUUCAAAAGCAAGCCAGGGCACGGAGACGCCAUCUGUUCGGUGAAAGGCGUGGGAAUGCACAGAACAGUCUCCAGCAGACCUUCCGCAACCAGGCCGAGGUGACCUUCAGGAAUACUUGGCAGGUUCUCCAGCUAAAGGCAACGGACAUGCCAGGGAUUGUUAUCGCUUAUGUACUCAUCGACAACAAGAUCCACACGGUCAAAAUCAAUGUCCAACGUCAGGUCUUCUUGAACUUGAAGAGCAAAGAGCUGCCGGAUAUCGAGAUUGACGGAUGUCAGGUGGAACAGGUCAACCAUACACUUCCCAAUGGCCAUUCUUCGGUGCACCUCUUUAAGCUCACUGUGCCAGAAGAGAUCUACUUUGCCGAGGCGGAGAAGUUUUCACUGCUGUUUAACCACCCAAGUGUGGAAGGCGUGUAUGAGAAGCAGAUCCCACUCAACCUUCGGGCACUUCUCCAGUUGGGUAAUCUCUGCACCAUUGAUACCAGCCAAGCUGGUGUUCUUGGCAAGGGUCUCGAGCAAGGGUUUGACCUUGAUGGUCUCAAGAAACCAACCAAGCCAAAACCGUAUCUGGAGGGCGCCCGUAUGUCUUAUGUGUAUCUGUCACACAUCAGCGCCGGUGACCGGCAGAUCUUCGGCUUGUUCUCGACAACCGGUGAUCAAGCACAUGUCAUUAUCCAGCAGAAGAGCAAGGACGGCGGUCAGGAUUUGCCAAACAUCUCCAAGCUUUACUCAGAUUUGCUUGCUCGGCGGAUCAGCGAAGAGGGUGAAGACUCUACCUGGCAAGAACGCUUCCAAUACCAAGAGAAGCUGAGCGUCAAGAUCACUCAGGUCACUACGCGCCGCAAAGCUUUCCUCGAGAUUGGCGACAUUGUCAAGAAGAUGAAGAAGGAGGAAUCCUGUCCGAUGAUGAUGGUUAUCCAAUCCUCGCAACGCAACCUGCUGGUGCACGAUAUCCCCAUCUUGGGCGAGUUUCCUGUCAUGCCACUCAAGUACGACACGGCCGAUAGCUCGCUGCCGCCUCUUGGGUGGCAAACUGUGGUGGCACGCCGUCUGGUGAACCACUACCUUAGCCUUGGUUCGUGGAUCACGCACUUGACUGCCCUGGCCAAGUACGGCGAUGUGCCACUGUGCAACUUGGAGCGGGACGAUCCCCGCUUCUUGAUCGACGUUGCCUAUGCCCGCCGACUGCAAGCCAACAGUGUUGUUUUGUGGUGGUCGCCUAGUCCGCGGCCUGACCAUGCUGGGUAUGAGAAGGAUGACGUGGUUGGUCCGCUUGAUCAGGUGCAGAUGCCUUCGGUUAAUACCCCUGGCACCUAUGCUUCAGUUUGCAUUGAUAUAGAGGUUCGCAAUCUUGGUAUCAAUACCAUCUUGACGUCGUCUCUUAUCAACGAGCUUGAGGGCGCGGACAGUAUCUCCUUCAACCCUGCUGGUGAUGGCGGGGGUGGGGAAGAGUCGUUUCAGUCUGAGAAUGCAUUUGCGAACGCUGGUGUCCAAGUCCUUCGCGAAAUGGUCAAGUCAUGGUGGGCUGAAGCCUGCAAAGGGUCGACAAUGGCCGAUAUUAUGGUGCAGCAUCUCAUCCGCUGGGUUGAGUCCCCGGCAUCUUGUCUCUAUGACAGAGCUCUGCACUACUAUGUCCAGAUGAUGAGCCGGAAAGCUCUUCUCCAGCUCAUGGCUGACUUCCGCCGCGUGGGGUCGCACGUUGUGUACGCCAGUGCCAACCGCCUCUUGUUGCAAACCACCAAAUCUGAGGUUGGCAAUGCGUACGCCUACUCGCAGUACAUCCUCAAGAGCAUCAAAGCCAAGCCCCUGUUCCACUUCAUCGAUCUUGAAAUCAAGGAAUACUGGGACUAUCUGGUCUGGUACGACGAGUUCAACUACGGUGGUAAAGCCUGCCAGGAAGUUCUCGAAAAAGAUGAGCAAGAUCUCCAGAUGAUCAUGCACUGGCAAAUCGCGACGUUCCUCCCAGUCCGACUGCAGCCAGUCUUCCGAGAUUGGGUAGUCGAGUUCAUCGAGCUCAUGCACGGCAUCAAACGGCCCGCUAAUGGAUCAGAUCCCACUGCCACCCCAAGAAUGACCCAGCUCCCCUUCCGUGGUGACAGCACUCAACAAGCCGAUGACAAGGUCCCCACAGGCGCUAACCAGAUCAUCCUGGGGAAGAAUUUUGAGAAGCCGCUCAAGAAGGAAAUUCUAGGGUUGAUUCAGGCGCAAAAGAGGGAGAUGCUUCACCCAGAGUUGGCCAAUGACUACAGCUUUCCUGUUUUGCCUGGGUCUUACCUCCCUCAGCUGCUUCCUUCUUCUGCGUCUACAGGGCCGGCGCAUAAGAAGAGCGCGUCAGCAAAGCCAACGGCGAACCCAAUCCUGGAACUGGUCAAGGCGCUCAUGCAAGUGCUCUCCCUUGACAAGAACAUCACUCUUGAGGCGAGAUUGCUGAGGAAGGAGUUGUUGGCGCUUUUUGACGUGAGGGAGUUCUCCAAGGAGGGGCAGUUUCUGAAUCCCUCGGAGUCGUUGAAGAUAACCCAGUUGAGCUGUGAAAAUUGCACCAUGACGCGGGACUUGGAUUUGUGCAGGGAUGAGGAUUUGAUGCCUUUGCCCGACGAGGAGCCACAGGCAAAGAGGUGGGCUUGUCAGUAUUGCGAGGCGGAGUAUGAUAGGAAUGCGAUUGAGGAGAGGCUGGUGGGUGAGGUGGAGGGGAUAGUGGUCGAGUGGACCUGUCAGGAUUUGAAGUGUGGGAAGUGUGGAGCGGCGAGGGUGAAUGAGUUUAUGGAACAUUGUACUUGCUCUGGGGAGUGGAGGGAGAGUGUGAAGAGGGAGGAAGUCAUGAGGAGGUUGAGGGUUUAUAAGAGGGUGGCGGGUUUUUAUGGGUUGAGGAUGUUGCAGGAUGUGGUUGGGGAGAUUUGGGAGGGGUUGUGA